Messenger RNA from Cuculus canorus (common cuckoo), 744 nucleotides. Its product is annotated as hemoglobin subunit epsilon. Gene Ontology annotation, molecular function: oxygen binding; heme binding; haptoglobin binding. The transcript has 4 exons. Lineage: Eukaryota; Metazoa; Chordata; Aves; Cuculiformes; Cuculidae. Gene Ontology annotation, cellular component: blood microparticle; haptoglobin-hemoglobin complex; hemoglobin complex. The record is from RefSeq and is a predicted model, not a curated record. Bases 225 to 668 code for a protein of 147 amino acids. Gene Ontology annotation, biological process: oxygen transport; hydrogen peroxide catabolic process.
UGCAGUGUUGUCAACAGGUGUCCAUGGUCCCCAAAAUCCAGUUUCUUAUAUCAUUUCUCAUGGGUGUCCAACAGAUAUUUGUAUGAGCACGGUUGUUCAUACAACUCAGACAGAAAUGACUGAAUUAUCCAAAGAAGAAGGUCUCCUUCUGCAAGCAAGGUGUCUAUGGGCAGAUACGAUCCAAGCAAAGCAGAGACCAGGUCCCAGCAAAACCACCUACCACCAUGGUGCACUGGACAGCUGAAGAGAAGCAGCUCAUCGCCAGUGUCUGGAGCAAGGUCAAUGUGGAGGAAUGCGGUGCCGAGGCCUUGGCCAGGCUACUGAUUGUCUACCCCUGGACCCAGAGGUUCUUCUCUUCCUUCGGGAAUCUUUCCAGUCCCACCGCCAUCCUUGGCAACCCCAAGGUCCGUGCCCAUGGCAGGAAAGUUCUCACCUCCUUCGGGGAAGCUGUGAAGAACCUGGACAACAUUAAGGCCACCUUCUCUAAGCUGUCCGAGCUGCACUGCGAGAAGCUGCAUGUGGACCCCGAGAACUUCAGGCUCCUUGGAGACAUCCUAAUCAUUGUCCUGGCUUCCCACUUCGCCAGGGAUUUUACUCCCGCCUGCCAGUUCGCCUGGCAGAAGCUGGUCAAUGUUGUGGCUCACGCUCUGGCCCGCAAGUACCACUGAGCAUCCCGCGAAGGGUCCCCGCUUACCACAAGCAUCCCUGAAGCACAAGGAGGUGUUAACCCCUUAGGUUGUGACC